This is a messenger RNA of Myxocyprinus asiaticus (Chinese sucker), 3240 nucleotides long. RefSeq names its product E3 ubiquitin-protein ligase RNF126-like. The transcript has 9 exons. Gene Ontology annotation, cellular component: nucleoplasm; cytoplasm. Bases 95 to 1024 code for a protein of 309 amino acids. The record is from RefSeq and is a predicted model, not a curated record. Gene Ontology annotation, molecular function: ubiquitin protein ligase activity. Lineage: Eukaryota; Metazoa; Chordata; Actinopteri; Cypriniformes; Catostomidae. Gene Ontology annotation, biological process: ubiquitin-dependent protein catabolic process; protein ubiquitination; positive regulation of DNA-templated transcription.
UAGAGGGACUUUGGCUUAGUGCGCUACACUGUUUGUCCCGUCCGGUGUGCCGUACGUGGCCUCGUUCUCGUUGUCAGUCGCUCCUGUAGUGAAGAUGGCGGAAGCUCCCGCGCGGCCCAGCCGGUUCUUCUGUCACCGCUGCUCGGAAGAAAUCAGCCCGCGCCUCCCGGAUUACAUCUGUCCGCGGUGUGAGUCUGGCUUCAUUGAGGAGUUACCUGAAGAGGGAAGAGCAGAGAAUGGGUCCACAUCUACAGCUUCUAAUGAUCAGAACCAUCCCGCAUUUGAGAAUGUGGACCAGCAUUUGUUUACGUUUCCACAUGGUUACGGGCAGUUCGCUCUGGGGAUCUUUGAUGAGGGCUUUGACUUCAGGGCGGGUUUGCCCAUGGAGGAUAACCGUGACGCAGAGAACCGCAGAGAACAGGAAAUUGCCUCGCGGCAACGGUACGGGGCGAGACAGCCGCGAGGACGCCACAUUCCCCGAAGACAAGGGGCACGGCAUGAGGGUGUGCCAACCUUAGAGGGAAUAAUUCAGCAGUUAGUUAACGGAAUCAUCGCUCCGACAGCUAUGCCAAACAUGGGAAUUGGGCCAUGGGGAAUGCUGCAUUCAAACCCAAUGGACUAUGCAUGGGGUGCUAAUGGAUUAGACGCCAUCAUAACACAGUUAUUAAAUCAGUUUGAAAAUACGGGUCCCCCUCCAGCAGACAAAGAGAAGAUCAAGAGUCUCCCGACAGUCCAGAUCACAGAGGAGCACGUGGGUGCCGGUCUGGAGUGUCCUGUUUGUAAAGAAGACUACAGCUCAGGAGAGAACGUUAGACAGCUUCCCUGCAAUCAUCUCUUUCAUAAUGACUGUAUAGUUCCCUGGCUCGAGCAGCAUGACACGUGUCCAGUGUGCAGGAAGAGUUUGAGUGGGCAGAACACAGCCACAGAUCCACCUGGCCUAUCAGGGAUGAAUUUCUCCCCCUCGUCCUCCUCCUCUUCCUCCUCCAGCUCUCCAAACAACGAGAACGCCACCAACAACUCGUAAGACCUCAGCGCACAUCCAGAUCACAUGAACACAACAUCAUCUCAGCUCGACAGUGCUGGCCUGGCCAACAAACCACACCUUUACCUUCCACUGAUAACGAGGCCGAGCGGCACUGAACUGAGAACGUGUGGAACCAGGGUUGCAGAUAAACCUCUGAACCCGAACAUCACUAAUAUGCAUUUUACAAGCCCUGGAACGGCGGAAACAAAGAGGACAACCAAAACACAGAAGAGAAAAUACACUCUUAUAUUCCUUCUAACAGCAUUUUGUUUCUUUUUUUAAAAACUGUUGAACUCAAGAACGAUCAUUCCUCAAGAAUUCAGUGCACACAGCUGGCGGACAGCAGCACCUGUCCACGUGAUGUGGUUUUAAUCAGCAGAACGCACAAGAAAAGCGAGACCAAGAGGAAGAGGAGGUUGCGUGAUGCGGAUGACAGUGACAGAUACGAAGACUCAUGGAGUUGAACUGCAUUUUACAAGCAGAUUUUGUGUCUCAGAAGAGAGGCGCAUUAAAAAUAAGAACCUUUUCUUUUUAUCAUUUGAUUUUUAUUUUACAGAUAAAAGUGGCUAAUGUGAACCUGCAUAUGAGUGAAUUUCACGAAACCAGUCAAGAACAGGUCAAAUUUCACCCCAAAAUCAAAAGAAAGGAAUACAAAAUUAUAUUUAGCUUGAAGAAUAUGAAGGCAAUUUUUAAGAACAUUAAGAUGAUUUUCAUGACAAUAUAGCACAUUUACACAAAUUUACAAAUUCCAUUACCGUAAAAGAAUCAUGCACAUUAAUGAUUAUUAUUACAAAAUGUAUACUUUGUGGAAGUAUUUGUUGUAAUGCCGUUAAAGGGAUAGUUCACCCAAACAUGACAGCUCUGUAAGUCCUCACAAUACAGCUGAAUGGUGACCAGAACUUUGAAGCUCCAAAAAGCACAUAAAGUUAGCAUAAAAUAACCCAUACGGCUCCAGUUGUUAAAUGCAUAUCUUCAGAAGCGAGAUAAGUGGGUGAGAAACAAAUCAAUAUUUAAGUCCUUUUUUACUUUCAAUCUCCAUUUUCGCUUGAAUUUCGUUCUUCUAAUUCUAACUUCUUUAAUUCUUUUGUUUUUGCCGAUUCGCAUUCUCCAUGCAUGUCGCCACCUACUGGGCAGGAAGCAGAAUUUAUAGUAAAAAGGACUUGCAUAUUGAUCUGUUUCUCUACCACACCUAUCAUAUCGCUUCUGAAGAUAUAGAUUUAAACACUGGAGUCUUAUGAAUCACUUUUAUGCAGCCUUUAUGUCCUUUUUGGAGCUUCAAAGAUUUGGUACCCAUUCACUUGCAUUGUAUGGACCUACAGAGCUGAGAUAUUCUUCUAAAUAUCUUUGUUUGUAUUCAGCCGAAGGAAGAAAGUCAUACACAUCUGAGAUGGCAUGAGGGUGAGUAAAUGAAAGAAUUUUCAUUUUUGGGUGAACUAUCCCUUUAUGCUUAUUUAAAUAAAAUUGUAUUACAGUUUUCUAUUUCUACUGUUGUACAAUAAGUACUGUAUCACAGUAACAAGUAUCGCCAUUGAGAACAAAGGGAAACUUAAAAGCAAAAUGCAUUACGGUAAUUAGAUUUGUAUUUAUGUUACAAUUAAAAAUGUGUUUAGUUGUCAAACAAAGUGCUCUAAAUAGGCUUCAUUUUCUUUAUGCCAAAAAUAACAAAUACAUUUUUUUUUUUUUUUUUGUUGUUAGGUUUGGGUUUGAUUUUGGUGAAAUGUGACCUGGACAUGUCAUAUUUAUUGAAAAACAUAAAAAAGAAAAAAAGAAUUGCAUAAUUUUGUGUAAAGCCAACUAAUCCAAUAAUAUCUUACCGAGGAAAACACUGACUGUACUGUUGGUUUCUCUCCCCAAUAUUCAUUUGCACUGUAUUCAUUUUUUUUUUCACAAAGGUUAUUAGAUCAUUGAGCAAACUGAAAUAUGUGAAUGACUUUGGCAACAUUUGAUAUGAUUUUUUUUUUUUACAUCUAGUGUCAUCCUUACAACUUUUGUCACAGAGGAAACCCUGCAUGUUUGGACUUCUUUACAAACACCACCCAAUAACACAAUCUCUGUUUCUUUCUUUUUUUUAAUCUCUCUCGUCCACACUCAUUCAGUGACUUUCAGUUCAAGGUGGCUUAUUAUUUUAACUUAUUUUAAGUUAAAUGAUUUGUUUUUGUAAAUCAUAAUAAAAUCAGAUGAAUGUACCCUGCUGAUGAUGAAAUGUUUUAUCAAAA